GCGUAGAUGUCAAGGCUGCGGCGUGCCAGAGGAGGUUAGAAUUGCAAUACGAGGUUGUCGUUUCGUCGUGUGCUUCGCUAUAAAGAUCGUUCCUUUCAAAUGAGGAUAUAAGGUUUGUGCAAGUCAUAGGAGGCAGGUGUCUGAAAUACUAAGAACAUAUUCUAAUGCAUUACACACACCAAGAAGAAUGCCUACAAAUAAAUAUCAGUGCAAGAGCAAUGUGAAGUUAACAUCAUUCUUUGCUUUGAUUGUUAACUUGCACUUCAGUUUUGCGUAUACAAAAGAUAACUUUAUUGUUGAAGGUGACAAAAAUUCACCAGUUGUAAAUCAAUCACAAAAUACAAUAUGUUCCAAAACUGCAAUAGGAGAUGAUCUGAAACCAAAUAUUGUCCUGAUUAUGGCGGAUGACCUGGGCUGGGGUGACUUUGGCUCAUACUGGCCUCACACAGCUUUGACACCAAAUGUUGAUGCCAUUACCAAGGAAGGAAUGAGGCUCACAGAUUUUCAUGCUAGUGCAUCGGUGUGUGCACCAUCUCGAAGUGCACUCCUCACUGGUCGACUUGGACUAAGGACUGGAGUUGUGCAAAACUUUGCUAAAGAUGCUGUCGGGGGUAUUCCUGAGAAUGAGACAACGUUGGCAGAAAUCUUGAGAGAUGCUGGAUAUAGGACUGCUAUGAUUGGAAAAUGGCAUCUGGGUACAUCACCUGGUCACCAUCCUAUAGAUAAAGGUUUUCAGGCCUAUCUCGGAAUUCCAUACAGUAUUGACAUGGGCUGUACUGAUCCACCAGGGGCAAAUUUACCAGCCUGUCCUCCCUGCCCCCAUGAAAAUAUGGUCUUCAACAAGGAGAAUGAUUGUCACAUUUCAUGUGAUGAAGAAUUGGCUCUUCCUUUGUAUGUAAAUAAAACAAUAAUACAGCAGCCUGCACAGUUAAGGCAUCUCUCAGAAAUGUAUGCCAAAUUUGCAGAAGAAUUUAUGUCAGAAAGGAAGGAGCCUUUCUUCAUGUACGUUGCAUUGUCACACAUACAUGUACCAUUGGCCCAUGGCCCUAUAUUUGAAAAUAUUACUGGAAAAGGCAUAUUUGCUGAUACCUUGUUUGAGAUGGAUUGGCUCAUUGGAAAAAUUGUGAGAACAGCUAUGAGAUAUAGUAAAAAUAACUUGAUUUGGAUUCUGAGUGACAAUGGACCAUGGGAAGUAAAAUGUGACUUAUCUGGGUCAAGUGGCCCCUUUGUAGGAGCAUGGCAGCGAGAUGUGUUGCAUGGAGGUGGAGGAGGAAGUGCUGCAAAACAAACUGUUUGGGAAGGUGGUCACAGAGUUCCCAGCUUAGUGCUAUGGCCAGGAUACAUAGAGCCAGGAAGUAUGUCCAAUGCUUUGGUGUCUGCUCUUGACGUUUUUCCAACUAUUGCUGCAGUCUGCAACAUCUCACUUCCAACAGACAGAUAUUUUGAUGGUAUUGAUGUUCAAGGUAUCCUAACAGGAGAGUUGGAGAAAGCUCAUGAGGUGUUAUUUCACCCCAAUAGUGGAGCAGUAGGACCAGAAGGUGAAAUUGGGGCAGUAAGAAUUCAGGAGUACAAAGUUGUAUACUACUCUGGUGGCUCCCCAGAAUGUGGUGGCCGCACUGGUCCUUCAGUAUCACAUAUUUCGUCUCCACUUGUGUUUAACCUCAAGAAUGACCCUGGUGAGACAUACCCACUGAAGGUAACCAGCUCAGAAUGGAAGGCAACAGUGCAUGCAUCUGGGCAAGCACUUGCGUGGCUCCAUGAAAAUGUGCAGCAGGACAACACCAGCACUGUAGACUACACUAAAGAGCACAGUGCUCGGCCAUGUUGUGAUAAAUACAGUCCAAUUUGUCGCUGCCCCUGGGAUUAGGCCAGUGUUCUGCUACACAACCUGCCCAGAUCAUCACUGAACCUUGAUCCCAUGCUUGAGUCAUUUCUCUUCCGGGAAAAAAAAAAAAAAAAAAAAAGUUUUGCCAUGGCCACAGGAGUAUGCUUUCAGGUGACUGUUGUGUGUGUGUGUGUGUGUGUGUGUGUGUGUGUGUGUGUGUGUGUGUGUGUGUGUGUGUGUGUGAGUGUGUGUGAAUAUAUGUACUUUGACUAGAAAAAAGAGCCAACACUAGUCUAAAGAUAGUGUGAAUGCUGUUUUCUGUUACAUAUUUCUGUGCCCCCCACAUUGAUCCACUGUCAGUUACGUGGUUUCCUUUCCCUUAUUUUAUACACUUUUCCUGAAACAGUUACAUCCACAUUGUAAGAUACUCACAUUAAAUCUUGCAGUUAAAAUAGGUUUCCAUUGAACAAAAGUUUAAUUAGCUUACUAUUGUCAUUAAAAAGAAAGCAACAUAAACUGAUAACAACACACUCUGUAAGCUGUAAAGUUUAGAAAUAAUUGAAAAUUUCAAACAGUUUUUGUAGCUGUUAGCAACUGACAUAAUAUCAUUGUAUAACACAAAAGGGAGCUAUCUAAUGCUGAAAUGGAAGCCCAACUAAAAUCAGACCUUCUUGGUAACUCCUUUAAAGAAACUUUGUGGCAGAUUAAAACUGUGUGCCAGACUGAGAUUCAAACUCAGGACCUUUGCCUUUCAUGGGUAAGUGCUCUACCAACUGAGCUACCCAAGCACAACUCACGCCCCAUCCUCACAACUUUACUUCUGCCAGUUCCUCAUCUCCUACCUUCCAAACUUUACAGAAGCUCUCCUGUGAACCUUGCAGAACUAGCCCUCCUGAAAGAAAGGAUACUGCGGAGACAUGGUAUGUGGAGACAAUGUAUGUGGCCAGCAAGUUGACAUACUUUUUACUGAAAAAUGUACAUAACGGUAAAGUAACUGAUUCAUUCUACAUGGAGGAUCUUUAGUACAAUACAUGGAACUUGCAAAUAAGUAAACUAAACAGCACUAGUUGCUGGACCUUGUUUCUUUUUUCCUAUCUCUGUCAAUGUUGUGAAGUGUGAGUUAGAUAUCAGUGACUUAUGUAAAUUAGUAACACAUGACUCUUCAAAUGUUGAAUAAUGAUAAUUGACUCUGAUUAUAUUAAGUCUUUCCUGGAACAGUUAAAUUUUUCUAUAAAUUAUUUCAUCUAUUUUCAUUUAAAAUGUGUCAAAAUGAUGUUAUCCAGAGCACCAUUAUAAAGAAAUUUAAUUACUAUUAAAUUUUUCAUUCCAACAGUGUGAUGGAAGGAACUAAAGGUUUCAUUUCAUACUAUGAAAGAUUGUAACAAAACUGUAAAUUUUUGAGAACA
Molecule: messenger RNA, 3231 nt
Organism: Schistocerca serialis cubense
Lineage: Eukaryota; Metazoa; Arthropoda; Insecta; Orthoptera; Acrididae
Product: arylsulfatase G-like
Exons: 10
Coding region: 188-1867 (559 amino acids)
Molecular function (GO): arylsulfatase activity
Source: RefSeq, a predicted model, not a curated record